AAAAUAUAAAAAAUUACAUUCAGCUGACUCACCAAUCAAUUGAAGUAAAAGUUCAGCUGAAAUGUGUUUACACUUGACAUUCACAAAAAAAUACAAAAUUCAAAACUGGUAGCCCUACAUUAUUUAUUAACAAACAAAACACAGGCCUAGAACUUCCCACAGCAGGAUAAGGGUAUGACACCGGUGGGUUUAAAUGAAGAAGGAGGGCAUUAAUUCAUUUACAGGAUCGUGGCAUGUCUUUGAUAGGAUGGUCUGGGAAGGUUUUUAUAUCACCGGUGAAAAGCACUUUGAUUGGAGAGAGAGUGUCGGAUCGGAUUGAGCAGGGAGAAUGUGUUUUUCAAAAUGUGGUAAAGAACCUUACACCUAAAUGGUCCGAAUGUCUGGUUGGGAACCGAGAAGAACGCAGUGCAGAGAAGACAAAAUGGCAGACUGUCGUAGAAGAGUACACCAAGCAAAUCAAGCUGUUCCUAUCCGACCAUACGCUCGACGAUCCCAAGCCCCUCCAACUUAUGAGGAUGGGGCACAGAACGACAUUGCGCCAUUUUGCCAAAUUAUCUGAAAAGUACAGCAAGCCAAAAUUCAAGGUGGAAAAUGCAAUUAAGAAAAGCAAGUACGCAAAAAAAAGAUGGGCUAAACUGCCGGUCGGUUAUAUCAAGUUAGUGGAGCCUUUAAGAAACAUCCGAGUUACCGCUUCUAAAGUAUGGGUGACUGAGGGAAAAGCCGUUCAACGGUACGUGCCGUGUGCUUCAAAACUGCUUGGCGAAAGUCUGAGGUUCAACCCACUCAAAAUAAGCCAGCACUGUUACCAUCCCAACGGUGGUAAUGGGAGGAACCCAGACCCUGCCCGGGAACUCCCUAAGCUUCUGUACAUACAAAACCCGAUCGUGUGGGCCUCGAAUAAGCUUGAUUUCAGGUACUUGAGAACUUCAUGGGACCCUCAGUUUACCGAACAUGAUUUUACGAAGGGAGCCCGUCAGGCAGUAUCAAGAAUCACCCAGUUAGUAAGCAAGAAUAUGUUUGACGCACUCAAACCUCUCCUCACAAAAAAUGCAAUGUUAAACUUAAGGCGUGAUGUUGAAAUCUUGUGGGCUGAUGAAGUCAGAAGAAACAUAGGGCUUGAACCUGAAGAUGUGCAGUUGAUUAUACCAAGAAAGCUGCAUUUCAGGUCAAACGGAGAAAAGAAAUUCUGUGAUAUUGAUGUAGUCUUCAUUGGGCUAAAGUUCCUAGAAACCAGGAACCAAAAUCCACCGCUGGCCUUUAUAGAUAUUAUUGCAAGGUUUCACAGAAAUUACACGGAAGGUACAACUCCGGAUUGGACUAUUUCAGCUUUCAAGGUACGCAGGUUCAACAUUCUGCCUCCUAAAUAGGAUUGUUUUGUUCUAAGUUCAGUCAAAACAUUAAAUCAAAUUUUAUGAUUUAUUAAAUAAAUUUUUAAAAAUUUAAA
Molecule: messenger RNA, 1444 nt
Organism: Cimex lectularius (bed bug)
Lineage: Eukaryota; Metazoa; Arthropoda; Insecta; Hemiptera; Cimicidae
Exons: 5
Coding region: 234-1367 (377 amino acids)
Biological process (GO): protein insertion into mitochondrial inner membrane from matrix; inner mitochondrial membrane organization
Cellular component (GO): mitochondrial inner membrane
Molecular function (GO): ribosome binding
Source: RefSeq, a predicted model, not a curated record